This is a messenger RNA of Paramuricea clavata, 835 nucleotides long. The record is from the annotation of a GenBank genome assembly. Lineage: Eukaryota; Metazoa; Cnidaria; Anthozoa; Malacalcyonacea; Plexauridae.
AUGCCUCGUGAACGUCUCACUACGGAACGUGUGUUGGCAGAGUUUGAACGCGUGAUCCAAUCCAAUCGCCAUUUUCAUCUCAACGAAAGUGUGGAUGUCAAUAUUGUUCAUGUGGAAAUGCCUCAUGGAGGCAGGCAUACGAAGCGAGCUGAAAUUAAUUUGGAAAAGCAUUUAAUGAAGAAACGCUCAAUCAUACGGAUCCGGAACAAUGAUCAACUUUGUUUGGCGAGGGCUUUGGUCGUUGCGAAAGCCAAAAUUGAUAACGAUCCACAGUAUACAAGCAUUGUUGAUCAUCGCAGGGCUAUGCAGGUGUUUGGCGAGGGCUUUGGUCGUUGCGAAAGCCAAAAUUGAGAAUGAUAGUCGGGAUCGUCAAAUACGAAACCCUGAGAGACCACUUCAGGCCCGUUUGGCUCGUGAAUUACACCAGAAUGCUGCCGUUCCUUUGGGUCCCUGUGGACUGGAUGAAGUCAAACAGUUUCAGACGUACCUUUCCAGUUACCAGAUCAAUAUUGUGUCCAAAGAUCAUCAGAACGCUCUUAUUUAUACUGGCCCCGAUCAGGAAAAGAGAAUUUAUCUCUAUCUUCACGAUAAUCAUUACGACGUUAUUACCAAAAUGCCAGGGUUUUUUGAGCGAUCGUACUACUGUCAUACAUGUAAGAAAGCUUAUGAUCAUCGAGAAGAUCACCUAUGCCCGAAUGCUUGUCAGUGUUGUCGUUUUCCCGACUGUCCCAUCGAGUCUUGGGUUCACUGCAAUGAUUGUAACCGGAUGUUCAAAAGUCAAGCGUGUUUCGAUCGGCAUAAACAGUCAGCGGAAAAUCGAUCUGUGCGACGAUGA